Molecule: messenger RNA, 6559 nt
Organism: Micropterus salmoides (largemouth bass)
Lineage: Eukaryota; Metazoa; Chordata; Actinopteri; Centrarchiformes; Centrarchidae
Gene: samd9l
Product: sterile alpha motif domain containing 9 like
Exons: 3
Coding region: 198-4835 (1545 amino acids)
Cellular component (GO): cytoplasm
Molecular function (GO): protein binding
Source: RefSeq, a predicted model, not a curated record
GCAGACAGCAACAGACGAUAUAAGAGAGAGAUUGAGGGAAGUCACAGUAGUCAUGCCUGCGUUUAACGUUGCUAGGUUUGACUUCUGAAAAAAAAUCCAGACCAGGAAAGGGACAAGGCUGAUUUCUUUAUCCAAGAUGGAAGGUGAUAACAAGUGAACACCAGAGUUGAUAAUGUGACAAAAGGAGAAAGAAAAUCAUGGCUGACAAACUUGGGCAAUCACUCCAGAAUUGGACUGAAUCUCAAGUAAGCACCUGGCUAAGAUCCAUUGGAGUUAAGGAGCAGUAUGUUGAAAAGCUCUUUGAUGAAGAAGUAGAUGGACAAAUCCUUCUUGCACUGAACGAGGACUUUUUAAAGACAAAUAUUUGCAUGAAAUCAGGGCCUGCUCAUUUGAUUAUUCAAAAGAGAGAUGAGCUUAUCAACUCCCAACCAAAGUCGCAAGAGAAGAAAAAGCUCACCAGUGGCAACAAAACUGAGUUGGAACAGAAAAAGAUUGAUCAGAAGUCGGUUCUAUGUCUUUCUACAACAAGUGAAGGUUCUCUGGCACAGAGUUCAGAGAGAGAUCAAGAUAUCUUAAAGGAGAGACCAACUAGUCAGGAACAAUGUGUGUUGACUUCAAAGGAAGACUGCAGACCACGACCAUUUGAUCAAGAAGGAAUUGAUUUCAUAUAUGUAAAGCACAGAGUUCUGCAGCCUGAAUCAGGUGCUUUUAAUCUGACAUCUCCAUGCCAUGAAUUUAAGUCUUUUUCUGUAGCUGCUACACUGGAUCGCACAAGACUCCAAGCCAAGUUUGCCAAAGAGGUUCUUAAAUUUGCAACGGGCUGUAUGAAUAUCAGAUCAAAUGGCACAAUACACGUUGGAGUGAUGGACAGCAAGGAGGAUGCAGGGUAUGUGCAUGGUGAGAUAAUUGGUAUACCUGUAAAAGAGAAAGACAUUUAUGUAGAUGCUUUGGACUACAUUGAAAGGAGUUUCUCCUCUGACAAAGAGCAUGUACGACAGUGUGUGCGGCCACCAAGGUUCAUUGAGGUUAUGGAUCGAGAAAGUACAGAAAAGAAGUAUGUGGUAGAAGUUGACAUUGUGCCUUCCAUAAGUAUCGUUAAGAGCAAGGUGUAUGCAGUUCGUCUGCCAAACUUCAAAGAGUCAACUAACAAAGUAGAAUUUGAGAAAGAAGCGAUUCUACGGAGGGUGGGCUCAAAAACUGAGCCAGUGAACGACAAAGACCUCAGUGAUUUUUACCAACGAGUCAAAGAUCGGGAUGCUCAAAGAGAAGAAGCAGAGAAAAAUCAGUUCCUCAGUGCUCCAGACUUCUGCAAAGACCUUGGAAGGAAACUCACAAUGCUAAUGACUAGUGGGAAGAAAUUCAUUGAAAAGGAGAAAUGGUUCAUACUUGUCACAAACAAAUUCAUACCUGAUGACCUUUGCAACAUUGACUGGCUGCUUAACAUGAACAUGUUCUGUGUGUUUGACUUUGACCCAGACUCAAAGACAUCGGGUCUUUGCAGUAGAUAUCUUCAGCAUCACGCUGCAAACAUGCAUUCUCUGCAGAGCUACAGGAUAUCUGGUGACAUGAGCAUCAACGAAUUCACAAGCCACCUGCAUCUUUUUGAACAAACUAGCUGGAUCUUUUGUAAUGGCCGUACUGACUUCAAAGGAAAUGAAACUCCAUGUGAUGAAAUGACUUGGAUCAAGACAAAAAUGACUUUCCUGCGGGAAUCUGUGUCUUUGAUCUGUAAACAAAUUUUGCCAAAAGGGACGUUCCAGGUCAUUUUUCUCCUUACAUCAUCAGUUGAGAAGCCACUCUUGCACACUUUUUAUGAGUUUUUCACAGACAUGGAAGGCCAUGAAGACAUCAUCUGCAUCUGUGAAUCACAGGGAAACUUCCAGAAGUGGCAAAGCUUUGCAGAGGGGUCAUGUGGAACAGAAACUGUGAAUAAUUCCAGUGUUGUUGGGAUGAAAAUGAGCCACAUUAAUGCAACUCUGCAGCAGAUACAACCUGUUAAAGCAUGUGCCAGCAAACACUUGCCUGUGUUUGUGAAAGGGACAUGUCUACUUGAAACACAUCAAGAGGAACAGAUGUAUUCUCUGGAAAUUCUGACAGUCGAUCAUUGUGAUGAAACAAGCAAAGACUUCAUCGAUGAGGAAAAAGCAAACAUUGAACAGCAGUUCUACCGUGGUGGGAGAGUGAACUGGUUGCAUUUCUGGCUUGCUGAGCACAAGUAUGUUGGAGAAGUAAUUGAAAGAGAUGCUCAUCAUGAUGUUUCCAAACUUCUCAAUGAUGCCUUGAAACGGAAUGCAGAUCAAACUCCGGUGAACAGUAUAAACAUCUACCAUCAUCCAGGAAGUGGUGGAAGCACUGUGGCAAGACAAGUGCUGUGGAACAACAGGAAAGAUCUAAGAUGUGCAGUUGUGAAGCCUUCAUACUCAGCUGCUCUUGUUGCACAACAUACAGUUGAACUAAGAGAAUAUGAAGAAAAAGAUCCACAGAGGUGUCUUCCUGUGCUACUCCUCAUUGAAGACUCUGACAAAGAAUAUCUAGAUGAUCUCAGGAAUGAACUAGAAGUUGCCAUUAACAUCAAAAGAAUCCAGUAUGGAACUCUCUGUUUCAUUUUGUUGAGCUGCAGACGGUCCCAUGAUCCAGAGAGGAGAUGCAAGGAGUCUCCAUUACAGAAUGUGUCUGUCACUCACAAACUGUCUGAUCAAGAGAAGAGAAAGUUUUCUGGAAAACGACAGGCACUUGAAGAACAAUAUGAGCCUGAAUUCAUUCUGACAUUUGUUUUGAUGAGUGAAGGAUUCAAUGUGGAUUACGUUCAACAGUUUGUGAAACAUUUGCUCCAAGGUAUUGACCGUCAAUCUGUUGUCACUCAACUCAUUCACUAUGUGGCACUGCUGAACACUUAUGUUCAAAACUCUUUCAUCUCUCAGUCCCAUUGUGAAGCUUUGCUUGCCUUAACCAUUCACAUGGAAAGGUUUCGCCAUCAUGACUUUGAGAGAUCACUCAGUGAUCAGGCUAAAUUAGUCUUUUUGCACCUUAGAGAUGACAAGACGCACAUUGAAUCAAUCAGAAUCAUCCACCCACUCGUUGCAAAGGAAAUUCUCCAGCAACUUUUGGGGAACCAGCAGACCCAAAGCAGUUUGGCAAUGAAUUUGCUCUGUGAGACUGUGCUUUUUGAGCACAGAUUUGGAAGGGACGAGUAUCUAUCAUUUUUGAGAGCACUUUUUAUUAGGCGAGCCAGAAUAAGCAAAGGGGACAAAUAUGAUAGUUUUUUCUCUCCUCUGAUUGAGCAUGUUUGUGAAAAUGAGAAAAGCCCAGACACAGCAAUUGAGUUACUCAAGGAAGCAUUCCAGCGUUUCCAUAAAGAUCCAUUCUUUGCACAACAACUUGCUCGUCUUCAUUAUACUUAUGAGAAGUUUGAAGAGGCAAAACACUGGGCAGAGACUGCAGCUAAACAGCUGCCCAACAACUCUUACAUACUUGACACAAAAGGGCAGGUGUACAGGAAAUGGUUCCAAGCAAAAUGCAAAGCUAUUGACAACGACAAUGUACCAAAGACAGCUGAAAAUAUAGCAGAUGCUGUGGAGACGGCACUGAAAGCCCUGGAGUGUUUUAAAGAAUGUGAGAAAGCAGCUGAUGCAGAUAUGGAAAACCUUAACAGUUCAGGGUUUUUUUCUGAAGUUGAGGUUGGAUGCAGCCUGCUCAAACUGAUCUCUUCAUCGCAAGUGUUUGCAAACAGAGCAAAUGGCCAUUCAGAGUGUAUGAAGUACCUGUUAACAGAUUACAUUCCUGAGGAAGUUGAAGAUGCCUGGGAACCAUUUCAUGGCCGUUUGAAAAAACUUAACAAAACAAUGCAAGAUGCAUUGGAAUGGAUUUCAGAAGACCUCAGUUACUUCCAGACUGAUGUUGGUGCAGAUGAGGAAGAGACCCCUGAAAGUCCUGAGGAGAAGAUAAGCCAUCCACUCACAUGGUUGGCAAAAAAAUCUUCAGAGUAUGGAAAGUACUUCAGUGAAUCUCAUCCCACAGCAGUUCAUGGUCACUUAAACCCAGCCAAUCUAACUCCUUUCCAGAAACGCAUGAUCAUCUAUCAUCUUGGCGGGGGGAACAUAACAUCCAUCCUCUCGAAGUUAACUGACCAGAGAAAUGCGGUACCUCUUCUGGAGAGCAUCCUUUCUCUCUAUCCCAGCAAUCCAAUAAAGGCCAAAUUUGGUCAAAGGGAUAUUGUCAAUUACAUAGUGGCCCACAUUUCUCUAAACUGCCUGUCACCACAGACUCGAAUGGUAGCUCCUCUGAAAGAUCUACAGGCACUUUGUCGUCAGUUCCCAUCUGAUAAAAGGAAAUGUUUACCAAGUGCCCUGUUCUUGCUUACUUUGCUAUUCUGGCCAGAGGAUCAUGACACUGACCUUGAGAAAGAAAACAAAUAUGAAAUUGUGCAAUCGGCUGUUGAACACCUGGAAAAGGGCUACUGGACCAAGAUGAAGGACAUUCCUCAGCGUAAGAGAAGGCUUUACACCCAUUUUUUUCUGGGUAGUGCGAAUGGAUUGGAUAAAUUUGUCCACAAAAGAAAGUUUGAAAGAGUCACAAAGCUGUUCUCAGUCUCUGAGAAACGCAUGAAGUGGUUUAGGGGAGAGGCAUGGAAAAAGCCUGAGCUCGCCAUGAUGCUGAAACGUGUGUCUGGAUGGACUGAAGAUGGAGUGGUGUACCUUGAGGGCCCUCGGAAAAAGAAGUUCAACAUUCUGCCUCUUCAUGUACCUUCAGUGCCUCAUAGUAAUGAAAACAUCACAUUCUACCUGGGGUUCACCUUUAGAGGUCCUGUUGCCUGCAACAUCAUUGUGAAAAAUUAGUUUAUCAUGGAACAAUGAUCGUUUGACAUAUGGCUGGAUGUCAGCUUGCUGAAGAGUGGGACUAGAAUCCACCACACUACCAAGAGCAACAACAGAUAAUGAAAAGAUCAACUCAAAAUACUGAAGCCUGCUUAUUACAUUUUAUCAAAUAGGCAAUAUUUGUAAAUUAUGAAACUGAAAUGUUGUGGCACAUGGUGUGGCAUGAGCACUGUAUUGUCUUGUAAGAUAGUUAUUUUUGCAUGAACAUGGACUAUGACAGAAUUGACUCUGGAUUCCCAGAGUUAUAAUAAUGUAAACUGAAUUUGCUACUCUAUAGCUCGAAAAUAGAAACUUUAAAUCCCAGUUUAGACAUAUACCUAGUAUCCUCUUAUUUUUAGAUUGUAGAUCCAGUUCAGAUAGACCAAGCAAUGGAAUUAAAUGCAACUAUUUUGGGAAUGGGAAUUUAUUAGUCUUUGACAAUAAAGAGCUAAAUGGCAACACUUUGUAUGGUUAGAGAAGAAUGUGUAUACAUGUUGAUAUGCGAUGGAGAAAUAACAAGUGUGUUAAGUGGUUUGUAUAGUCAAUGAAUAUACUUGGAUGAAAACCUGCUUGUUCUUAACACGAAAGUACAAAUGAAACCAGUCAGGCUACAGUGCAUACCUAUGAUUUUAUUGUUAUACUUUUUAUAUUUUUAUAUACUUUUAAAUGGGAUGUAUUUUUGAUAGUAAUAUGAAGAUGUCUGUAAAUGUUAGUGUCCUUAAAUAUAUAUAAAACGUAAUAGAAUACAAUAAACCCUUUUCUUUUUCAGUUUUAGUUUUAUGUUGUCAUUCCUUAAAACAAACUACACUGGUGUUUCAGGUUAAACUGGUGUGCUCUAUUUAGAAGAUAUGAAUUUAUAUGCAGACUUUAAUGGCAGACUUUUUAAGGCAGACUAGGUAGGCCUCUACGUUUUUUAACACUGUCCUAAGAACUUGAAUAUUUUCAAAAAACCCUGAUUGCAACUUUGUAGUGGAAGUAAAAUUAUGAUUAUUAUUAGGGUUUUUUUCCCAGUAAUUUGUUUCAAAGGUGAAGGGCAAGUGCCUGAUUAUCUUUUUUUAUUUUACACAUGGGAACACUCAAAAGAGCUUUUUCUUUUCACCUUUUCAACAUGAUACCUACUAGAUAUGUUGGGGCUACACCAUGUAGCUUUAGAAAUUAUUAAAUGACCUGAAAACCAGUGUAAUUGUGCAAAACCUAAUUUGGAGACAUUUCAUCAACAAAAUAUGUGCAAACAACUUUUUGUUGUUAAGAGUAAAAAAAAUCGUCCAUGUUAAUGGUUGUGGUUUUGAUAUUGGUUCAACACAUGAGGGAAUUUUCUGUGUCAGUGUAUGUACCCCAAUUUAUUUAGCGUUUGGUCAUCAGAUUUACAGGUGUCCAUAUUAAGUGUGUUUGACUUAUAGUUUUAAUUAGACUAGCUAAUGGGACAUUAAUAUUUCUGCAGCAUACUGUGUUCAAAAUGGUUUUUGAUUUAGAACUCGAUCAUCAGUACAGUUAAUUAAGGGAUUUUGGAGGUCAAUUCAACAACAAAGUAUUUAAAUCUGAAAUGGUGAAAAGCUACAUUCUAAGUAAUUGUGAUGUUGUGUUAUUAGUCUAUCAGGAAAUCAAGCAUCACGUUAAGGAUCUUGAUUUAAAUAAAUUUGAAAGCAUUUGUUGAUCUAGCCUAUACAUUUUGUUUUCUUGAAUUAAACUUUUUAUGUUUAUCAUGA